AUAUAUUUAAGGGGAACAAAUAAUGCGUGUAUACUUCAAUCAAUCUUCACUAUUCCUUCAAGUCAGUUUCAUCAAGGAAUUCUAAACCGACUCAUCAUUUGAAGAAACUGAAUGAAAUGAAGAAUUUGACUAUAAAAUGGAUCCAGUUGAAGUUAGAAAUGACAAGGUCAAUUUAAUCUUGAAUAGAGAAGAAAGACAGAUGAAAUUAAUUCUUCAUAUAUAUUCUUUACUACUUCAAAGGAUCAAAAAAUUGGUUUCUAUUUCAAGAAGAAAAAAUUGUAUCAAAGUUCAACAUGAUACUAUGAAUUGUCUUCAAGGUGCAAUGGAUUCACUUAAACAAGAGAGUAAUACAAAUUCUGGAAGUAUAUGGACUACCAUUCAUCUACUCAAUCGAUGUCUUGGUGAACAAAUUCAAUACGCCUACAAUCAUACAAUGGGUUAUCAAUCACUGAAUGAAUUAAUCGGCUUAUUAUAUUCAUGGUCAGAGGAAAUGAAUUUUCACUGGAGGGAAAGACAAUUUUCAGGAGUAUAUGAAGAGGCUUUAGAAAUAUCUGGUCUCAUACAGAAUACUCGUAAUCAUUAUCUAUCAUGUUGGGAUAAAAUUAAUCAGUUAAUUGAAAUACAAUUACAAAUAGUUCGAGUUUCAUUGGAUCCUAAUUAUCAUCCAUCAACAAAUGCUCGACUACUAUACAAAUGUCAGGCAAAUAAAAUAAAUUUAACACGAAAAGAUAAAUUUUAUCCUCAAAGAAAGUCUAACAAUACAGUAUUCCUCAAUGAUGUUAUAAUAGACAAUAAUCGAUAUUAUUGUACUCAACAAGAUAACUUUAUAUCCUCUAAUCAAUUUACAAAUAAUGCCAAUUGCAACAGUAUUAAUACUACUAAUAAGUCAACAUUUUUCAGUAGUUUAUUCAACAAGAGAAAAAAAAUUGGAUUAGAAGUUAAUUUGAAAAGUUUUACUAAAGGCAAUAUAACACCAAGACAAUAUCAAUGGUUAAAAGCCAUAGAAAUACCAGAUAUUAUGAUGUUAUCAAGGGAAUUAGAUGAAAUUUUUUUAAAUUUCUUAACAAAUACACAAUUUCAAUUAUUGAACACAUGGUUAUUUGAUGAGAGUACAAUUGAAUUGGUUUUAUUAAAGUUUAUAACAAAGAUAUUUACUCAAUGGAAUAGUUUACAGUUCAUUACACGUAUACCAACUAGAUGGAAUAGAAGACGACAAAGUAUAUACACAUUUCUUAAAACAACUGAGAAUAUAUUCUCAGUAGAAAUUGGAUCAACUCUAGAAUUUCAAGAAUUUUUACAUGAAAUUCAUCUUUUAUGGUUAGGACUACUUCAUCCAAACAAAAUGAAUUCAAUAACUGUACAAUAUAACUACGAUGAAUCUAUCAGUCAGAAUACAGAUGUGAAGACAUUUUAUUAUCAAGAAAAAGAACUUGAAAAUUUAAUUCAUGAAUAUCAAAAAUUCAUACAGUUAUGUAAUUUGUGCAAAUUACAAGUACUGAAUAAUAGAGAUAAGCAGAGAGUUCCACUGGAUAGAUUUGUUUACUCAUCGGAAAAGAAAUCUAGUUCAAAUAAUGUAGCAAAACCAGUAGUGGAAGAAAUGAUGUCGACCUGUUCAACUGUAAACGCUGACAAUCUAGUGCAUAGAGAAGAUUUGAAAAACAGCUUACCAUUUUCAAAACUGUUCAACCGAUAUUCACAGUUAAGGGGACCAAAAAUGAAUCUACCUUUCUGGAAUAAUGAAUCUACUACUUAUUCAUCAGUCAAUGACAACAUGAAUGAUCUACGGAGAAAUUAUAACGUGAUUUCAUUUGACGAAGAAUCUUUUCCUGAACUGAACACUGGUGAUGAUAACAAAGGCCACAAUAGAACAACUGUCUCCAUCGUAGUUAACAAAGAUAAACGUAACAGGCUUUUAACAACAAUGGACUCUAACAAUGUAGCAACUGUUGAAAGUUGUAACUUGUUAGUAGAUAAUUUGAUUAGCUGUAAGAAGGAUUAUCAGUUAGACAAAAAACCGGAGAAUACUCAAUCAGUAGUUAAAGCUUCAAAAUCGGUUCAGUCUAAAAGAUAUCCAAUGUUUGAUAAAAAUAAUUCUCAACAUAUUGAUACUGAGAAUCUUAAUUUAAAGGGGAAUAAUACAAAUACUAAUAAAGAUGAUAAUGAAGGUGAUAAUAUCUCAGAAAUUAUUUUCACUUCUUCAGUUGAACAAUAUAUUUCACCAUUAUUAUCAUUAAAUGGAAUUAAUUAUUCAAGGGAAUAGUUUGUACCAGUAUUGGAAUGAUAUAAUGAUUUAGAAAAUGGAUACAAUCGAAUUGACAACAAGUUUAAGUCAAGAUUAACCGACAAGAUAAUAAUAUUCAUGAAACCUGAAAUAUUUGAAAGAAAUUUCAAUGUAAAAGUACUGAAUUUUGAUCAAUGUUUAAAAUUAUCAUCUAUUGUAGUAAAACAGAACAAUUGAAACCAUAAAGAACUUUUGAUUUGUAAACAAUUUGUGGUGUAGAUUUAAUAAAUAUAUAUGUCUUUGUU
Molecule: messenger RNA, 2526 nt
Organism: Heterobilharzia americana
Lineage: Eukaryota; Metazoa; Platyhelminthes; Trematoda; Strigeidida; Schistosomatidae
Source: the annotation of a GenBank genome assembly